This is a messenger RNA of Penicillium lagena, 1623 nucleotides long. RefSeq lists its product as uncharacterized. The record is from RefSeq and is a predicted model, not a curated record. The coding region runs from base 1 to 1623 and encodes 540 amino acids. The transcript has 7 exons. Lineage: Eukaryota; Fungi; Ascomycota; Eurotiomycetes; Eurotiales; Aspergillaceae.
AUGAAGGUCGAGGGCAGAACAUUUGUCAUAUCUGGAGGAGCUUCCGGCCUCGGCCGAGCAUGUGCACAGGACAUAUGUCGCCGUGGUGGCUAUGUCGCCAUUCUGGACAUGAAUGCAGAACUUGCUGAGGAACUCGUGAAAGAGAUCGGACACGGAAAGUCCAAGUUCUUUGAGACCGAUGUCCUAGAGACGGAAAGCAUUGCCGCUGCUGUUAAAGGGACUCUAGCCUGGUCCAAAGAAACUGGCAAAGAAAUUGGAGGCGUCAUCGCAGGUGCAGGUGUUUCUUCUCCAGCAAAGAUUCUCGACCGCAAUGGAAACCCCUUUAGCCUUGACGAUUUCGAAUUUGUCAUGAAUGUGAACGUCCGAGGGACUAUCGAUCUCGUUCGUCAGUGUCUUCCUCACAUGGCCAAGACUACACCAGUAGGGGAGGACGGUGAACGUGGUAUCGUCAUCAUGGUAGCGUCGUCAGCUGCAUUUGACGGCCAACCUGGACAGGUUGCAUACAGCGCCUCCAAGGGUGCCAUCGCAUCUCUCACCCUGCCUUUGACAAGAGAUCUCGCUCGAUAUGGCAUCCGAGUUGUCACAAUUGCACCUAGUCUUUUUGAUUCAAGGAUGACCUCAGUGAUGUCUGACAAGGUUCGCGCAAGCUUGACUAGGGUCAUGGAAUUCCCAUCAUGUGUCAGCACAAUGACCCCCCGCGGCCUUAACGGUGGCCUUAACGGCGGAUAUAAGAUAAAAGACAAAUUCCGGAUGAAACUAAAUGAGAGCCACGAAUACAAUUCAAUAUCCUCAAUCGUUUUUAUUCGCAUCCCAUCUUUGCUGAUUAUUUUGUUUCUUCUCCCUCAGCAACCAGGGCGUGAACCUUUUGAGGAAAUGCCUCUCAUAUUGACAGGAGCAACAGGCCUGGUUGGGUCGGCCGUACUAUCGCAUAUUCUCUCGUUACCUGAGGAACAAGCCCCACACCUGUUCAUUCUUAGUAGAAGCCCUGUUCCGAUGGCAGAGAAUCGACCCAAUGUUACCAUCAUUAGGCACGAUGACUUUAGUCAAUACCCUGCCGACUUGCUAGAGAAGCUCAAGGGCACCAAUGGUUGUAUUUGGGCCCAAGGCAUAUCUCAAACACAGGUAUCGAAAGAAGAAUAUGUGAAAAUCACCCUUGACUAUCCCCUGGCCGCUGCGAAGGCCUUCUCGGGGCUAUCUGAUUCCUUCAAUUUUGUUUACGUAUCUGGUGAAGGGGCGACCCAGGAACCAGGCCGGUUCACACCUUUGUUCGGCGGCAUCAAAGGCCAAUGCGAAUCCACUCUGAUCGACCUAUCCCAUAAGUUCCCUAGUCUCAGGCCAUACUCCGUUAGGCCGGCAUUUGUUGACGCUCAUCUUGAUGCAAGAGUUUUGGAGCAUGUGCUGCAACGACCGGAUCAGCAGACUUUUUCGAAAAAGUUGCUCCGUAAUGUUCUCGGGCCUGCUAUCCGCAGCACUAUGUCCAGUCAGACAUCGCCUACUAAGGAUUUGGGGAAGUUUUUGAGUAAUCUGGCAGGUGGUGAUGGGAAGCCACUGAGUGGAGAAGGAAUUUUUGGUGGUGGAUGGAUCGUUUCAAAUGUCGCUUUCCGACGACUUAGUGGGAUUUAA